Pogonomyrmex barbatus (red harvester ant) is the source of this 1536-nucleotide messenger RNA. Its product is annotated as matrix metalloproteinase-2-like. Lineage: Eukaryota; Metazoa; Arthropoda; Insecta; Hymenoptera; Formicidae. The record is from RefSeq and is a predicted model, not a curated record.
AUGGUGUUCUUAACGAAGCUACAUUGGAACACAUGUAAACCGCGAUGCGGUGUCAAAGAUAUAUUACAUGACUUGGACGAUUCUCCGAGGAAAUGGGCGAAGACGCAUCUCACUUGGAACUUUCAUCUGGCGAGCGAGAGCGUUCUACUAGUCACCGAAGUCGCGUUCGAAAUGUGGGCUGCGAAUUCAUCGCUGACGUUCGAGCGCAAUUCAACGAAUUCCGAUAUCGUGAUAUCGUUUCGGAAAGGUUUUCACACGUUUGUAGAUCCUCGGCAUCAAGGUAGCCGAAUAUGUCCGUCGUUGUUGGACGGACCGGGAAACGUGUUAGCUCACGCUUUUUUACCAUCGUCAGAAGUGUCAGAGGUGCACGCGGAGAAGUGGCACAUCGAGUUAACUGUUAAUCCUGACGAUACGAUUCAUCUGUUGCAUACGUUGACGCACGAGAUCGGUCACGCAUUAGGAUUACAUCACAGUCCUUUAAAAGAUGCGAUAAUGUACGCUUUUGUUCCCUCUAAGAUCUUUCCCAUGCGAUUGAGCGAGGCGGAUGUUCUCGCCAUUCAGAAUUUAUACGGUUUAAGAAAUAAGAGCGAAAUUGCGGGACCAAUUACGACGACCGUAGCGACGACCACGAUUGCGACGCGCGAUACGGGGAAUUCCGCGGAUCUGUGCGCGUUGCGACGCGUCGAUGCGGUGUUGAUAUUAGAAAAUAGAAUAUAUGUGACGUAUCGACAUUACUUAUGGUCGGUCGAUCUAAACGGAAAAUCUUACGGUAGGUCGUUGUUACUGACGGACUAUCUGCGUUUUCUUCCCGAUAAUUUUACGCGUUUGGCGGGUGCGUAUCGACGACCUUCGGGCCAACUCGUAUUGUUUGUUGACAAUACGGUUUAUAUGAUAGAAUAUCCGAGUUUUGAGUUAGUACCGGGUUGGCCGAGGAAAUUGAAAGAUAUGAAUCUUCCUCCUAAUGCGAAAAUUAAUGCUGUGAUUAAUACUAACGCGGGACGAACGUUCGCGAUCUACAACGACGAGAUCGUGGCCGAGAUCGACGAUUGCUCGAUGAUAGCCGUCAGGCAUAAUUCGUUGCACGCGAUAUUUCCUGGGAUUCCACCUGCUGUAACGUUCGCCGUUCGAUACAUCGACGGUAAUCUGUACUUUUUUGUUAAACGACAGUUCUUUAAAUAUAACGAAUUUACUAGAAGUGUAACUAUGGCCGCCCCGUUGGAUAUUGGAAAUAUGACCGUGCGUUUUGGAAAAAUCAACAACUUGACGAUAUUACGCCUGGAAACAUCCGUGGCUUGCCUGGCCAUGUCGAGGGAAACAGUGAAAAAUAUGUUCGAGCUCGAGCAUUGCAUCAGUCGACUCGUUAUCUCGUUGACCAAGAUAUUAGGAAAAAUUAAUGCGAAAUUAGCACGUUUCAAGGAUAUUGCGUUAACCGCUAAGGAUAAGGAAAAUAUCUCGAAAGUUAUACGCGAUAGCGAUGCUUACGAUCGUAACGACAUUAUCGAUUGCGAACUUGUUGCUCUGUACUUUGGGAUGUAA